CAUCAUAAUCUGGGGAAAGAGCAUAAGCCGCUCAUAUCCAGGGAAAGGACUUCAAGUUUCUCUGCUUCUAGCAUCUCCAAGUUCUGGGAAGCUGCCUCUUUGUAUUUGUAAAGCACAGCUUUUACAGAAGAAGAUUAAUUGUGCUGGGAACGUAAUUAUUCCAUGCCUUUGACAAAUGACAUGGAGAAAAUUGGAGGACAUAGUUAUGUGGUUAAAUAACUAUUUCAAGCUAAAAAGGGCACAGUUUAUAAUAUCUGACCACAAAGCGCUACAGUGAAAAUUAAUAAUGAAGCUUUAAAUCAGGAAAUUAUUAGAGACAUAGAACGAAAACCACUUUUCUAAAAUUUGGAUCAAAAGGAAAUCAAAACUGUAAUUACUGACAAUUAAGGAAAUAGUGGCAGUGAUGGGAUAAAGUAUUAUAAUGUGUGGCAUAUGACAAAAGUAUAAUUAAUAGGAAAACUUCAGACCCAUGAUUUUUAUUAAGGGAAAGAGAAAACAAAGUGUACACUGAACACUCAUGCUGAGAUAAUGUUGCUGAAAGACUAUGAGGGAGAUAGUUUCUAAAAUCGAAAAAGAGUAGGUGUAAAUUGGUAGAUUAGAAAAAAAUAGGCUGCAGACUGCAUCUUAGGGAAACAUGUGCAUCCAAAGGGUUCUCCGUCAGUCUUGAUACUGCAUUCACUGUUAGAAGACCAUCAGUGUUUUGUGUGAUGUCUUUCAUGUGUGUUUCCAUCUCCGGUGCAUGGAUUCUAAGGUAGCCAUGAAAGGGCUUAUCCAGGAGAUCCCUGAGGUCAGAUACAAAUGUGUGGGUGAGUGCAGCCUCCUUUGAGUAGUUGUUUCUGUUAGUAUCUUGAUGUGGGCUGGAACCUCGGUAAACCUGGUUAGUAUUUCCCUAGAUUAGAAUCUUCAUUCAGGGAUUUUCCAAAUUAAAUUUCAUGUUCAAAUAUAUACAAAAGAAACAGCAGAAGUAAAAACUGUUACAGAACAUGGCUUUUUAGAAGUAAUAAGUUAUUCCUGGGUGAAUUAUUAAAAAACAAUCAAAUAUCAUUAUGAGCUAGUGUUGCCAUUACGAGACACGGUUAAAAAGAGUAAGGGGGAAAGAGGAAAAGCUGUGCUACUAUGUCACGGUGUAAAGUAAGAAUCCAGAAGUUUGAAACAUAAGCUCUUAGAAGAGGACAUUGCCAUUAUUUUGAAAGACCUCAUCUUAAGCAAGAGAUUUGCUCAUCAGUUAUUGACUGAACGUCUACCGUGCUGGAAGCGCUGUCCUAGUCUGGUGAAGGCAAUGGAAGAAUAUCUGGAUGGAGUGGCCGGACGGGAGCAGCUUUUGGCUCAGCAAAGAAUGCACAGUAUGAUCAGCUCAGUGGAUGUGAAAUCCGAGGUUCCUAUGGGCCUGGAGCCCAUCUCACCUUUAGACCUAAGGACAGACCUCAGGGUGAUGAUGCCUGUGGUGGAUCCUGUUGUCCGUGAGAAGCAGCUGCAGCAGGAGUUACUUCUCAUCCAGCAGCAACAGCAAAUCCAAAAGCAGCUCCUGAUAGCAGAGUUCCAGAAGCAGCAUGAGAAUCUGACCAGACAGCACCAGGCUCAGCUCCAGGAGCACAUCAAGUUACAACAGGAACUUCUAGCCAUAAAACAACAGCAAGAACUCCUAGAAAAGGAGCAGAAACUGGAGCAGCAGAGGCAAGAACAGGAAGUAGAGAGGCAUCGCAGAGAGCAACAGCUUCCUCCUCUCAGAGGCAAAGAUAGAGGACGAGAAAGGGCAGUGGCGAGCACAGAAGUAAAGCAGAAGCUUCAAGAAUUCCUGUUGAGCAAAUCAGCAACGAAAGACACUCCAGCCAAUGGAAAGAAUCAUUCCGUGAGCCGCCAUCCCAAGCUCUGGUACACGGCUGCCCACCACACAUCACUGGAUCAAAGUUCUCCGCCCCUCAGCGGAACAUCGCCGUCCUACAAGUACACAUUGCCAGGAGCCCAAGAUGCCAAGGAUGAUUUCCCCUUGAGAAAAACUGCCUCAGAGCCCAACUUGAAGGUGCGGUCCAGGUUAAAACAGAAAGUGGCAGAGAGGAGAAGCAGCCCCUUACUCAGGCGGAAGGAUGGAAAUGUUGUCACUUCAUUCAAGAAGCGAGUGUUUGAGGUGGCAGAAUCCUCAGUCAGCAGUAGCUCUCCAGGGUCAGGUCCCAGCUCACCAAACAAUGGGCCGGCUGGAAAUGUUACUGAAAAUGAGGCUUCAGUUUUGCCUCCCACCGCUCACCCAGAGCAACUGGUUCCUCAGCAGCGCAUUCUAAUUCACGAAGACUCCAUGAACCUGCUGAGUCUCUAUACCUCCCCCUCGCUGCCCAACAUCACCCUGGGACUCCCAGCAGUGGCAUCCCCCCUCAACGCUUCUAAUUCACUCAAAGAAAAGCAGAAGUGUGAGACACAGAUGCUCAGGCAAGGUGUUCCUCUGCCUGGCCAGUAUGGCAGUGGCAUUGCAGCGCCCUCCAGCCACGCUCAUGUAGCAUUGGAGGGAAAGCCCAACAGCAGCCACCAAGCCCUCCUGCAGCACCUACUGUUGAAGGAACAAAUGCGACAGCAAAAGCUUCUUGUGGCUGGUGGAGUCCCCUUACAUCCUCAGUCUCCUCUGGCAACAAAAGAAAGAAUUUCACCAGGUAUCAGAGGUACCCACAAAUUGCCCCGUCACCGACCCCUGAAUCGAACCCAGUCUGCACCCUUGCCUCAGAGCACCCUGGCUCAGCUGGUCAUUCAGCAGCAGCACCAGCAGUUCCUGGAGAAGCAGAAACAGUACCAGCAGCAGAUCCACAUGAACAAACUGCUAUCGAAAUCUAUUGAACAACUGAAGCAGCCAGGCAGCCACCUUGAAGAAGCGGAGGAGGAGCUUCAGGGGGACCAGUCCAUGGAAGACAGAGCAACUGCUAGCGACAGCAGCACUAGGAAGGACAGCAGUGUUCCUCUGGAUGAUACGCUGGGACAAGCUGGGGCUGUGAAGGUCAAGGAGGAGCCAGUGGACAGCGAGGAAGAAGCUCAGAUACAGGAAAUGGAAUGUGGGGAGCAGGCUGCUUUUAUGCAACAGCCACCCUUGCUGGAACCAUCACACACAUGUGCACUCCCAGCGCACCAGGCUCGGUUGGCUGCGGUUGGCAUCGACGGAUUGGAGAAGCACGGACUCCUGUCCAGGACCCAUUCUUCCCCUGCGGCCUCCACGUUACCUCACCCAGCAGCAGACUGUCCCAGCCAGCGUGCCUCUGCCACUGGAAUUGCCUAUGACCCUCUGAUGCUGAAACAUCAGUGCAUCUGUGGUAGCUCCACCCCCCACCCUGAGCACGCUGGGCGAAUACAGAGCAUCUGGUCACGGCUGCAAGAAACUGGGCUCCUAAGUAAAUGUGAGCGAAUUCAAGGUCGAAAAGCCAGCCUGGAGGAAAUACAGCUUGUUCACUCUCAGCAUCACUCACUGUUGUACGGCACCAGCCCGCUGGACGGACAGAAGCUGGACCCCAGGACGCUCCUAGGUGACGAUUCUCGAAAGUUCUUUUCGUCCUUACCUUGUGGUGGACUUGGGGUGGACAGUGACACCAUUUGGAAUGAGCUGCACACGUCCGGUGCUGCACGCAUGGCUGUUGGCUGUGUCAUUGAGCUGGCUUCCAAAGUGGCCUCGGGGGAGCUGAAGAAUGGCUUUGCUGUUGUGAGGCCCCCAGGCCAUCAUGCUGAAGAGUCUGCAGCCAUGGGGUUCUGCUUUUUUAAUUCAGUUGCAAUUACCGCCAAAUACUUGAGAGACCAACUAAAUAUAAGCAAGAUAUUGAUUGUAGAUCUGGAUGUUCACCAUGGAAACGGUACACAGCAGGCCUUUUAUGCUGACCCCAGCAUCCUGUACAUUUCACUCCAUCGCUAUGAUGAAGGGAACUUUUUCCCUGGCAGUGGAGCCCCGAAUGAGGUUGGAAUAGGUCUGGGAGAAGGCUACAACAUCAACAUUGCCUGGACAGGUGGCCUUGACCCCCCUAUGGGAGAUAUUGAGUACCUCGAAGCCUUCAGGACUGUUGUGAUGCCUGUGGCCAGAGAGUUCCAUCCAGACAUGGUCCUGGUUUCUGCUGGAUUUGAUGCAUUGGAAGGCCACACCCCUCCACUAGGGGGUUACAAAGUGACAGCAAAAUGCUUUGGCCAUUUGACGAAGCAGUUGAUGACACUGGCUGAUGGACGUGUGGCACUGGCCCUCGAAGGAGGACAUGACCUGACAGCCAUCUGUGACGCAUCUGAAGCCUGCAUAAAUGCCCUUCUAGGAAAUGAGCUGGGCCCUCUCGAGGAAGAUGCUCUACACCAGACGCCGAAUACGAAUGCUGCCGCUUCCUUACAGAAGGUCAUUGAAAUCCAAAGCAAAUAUUGGAAGUCAAUCAAGAUGGUAGCUGUUUCGAGGGGCUGUGCUCUGCCUCGUUCUCAGCUGCAAGAGGAAACAGAGACCGUUUCUGCACUAGCUUCCCUGACAGUAGAUGUGGAACAGCCAUUUGCUCAGGAAGAUGGCAGAACUGCUGGUGAGCCCAUGGAAGAGGAGCCCGCCUUGUGAAGUGCCAAGUCUCCCCCGAUAUUUCCUGUGUGUGACAUCAUUGUGUAUCCCCCCCACAACCCCAGCACCCUCAGACAUGUCUACAGCCUGGGUGGCACAGUUUGAUGGAACAUAAACACUGGGCACAAAAUUCUGAACAGCAGCUUCACUUGUUCUUUGGAUGGACUUGAAAGGGCAUUACAGAUUCCUGAAAUGUAACCAGUGAUUCUAAAGUUACAGUAACCAGGAUUGGAAGAAACUGUUUCCAGCAUGCUUUUAUGCUGGUGACCCACUCCCAGACACAAAGUGUGAGCUAGCAACGUUCCACACCGCCUUGGAUAGUGUUCAUUUCAGAAACUAUGGCAGUCAGUGAAAAUUUGGGCAAAACCUGAGACACAUUCAUUCCUGACAUUCUGAUCUUCGUCUUAUUGUGUCGUUUACUGUCAAAUAGACUUAAAUUGUUUACAGGAUUUCUUCUAGCUAUGAGUGGAUGGGAAUCGCAGACAGAUUACUUGGGAGGUGGGGUACGGAACUUUUUCGCUAUGUUAUGUUUUUGUUUUGUUUCAUUUUGCUUUGAUUUUUUGCAUUUGUUCUAGCACACUUCUACCCCUCCUGGGAAGAGUUCAGGAUGGACCUGGGGUAUGGGGGAAAAAUCAUACUGUUAUUGGACAAUCCAAAAGGAACUUGCACGCUGUAGGCAAUCUUUUAUGUGUCAAAUUUUGUUGGAAUUUCACAUUUGUCUCAAGUUCUCACAGGAUAUGAACUGGCAGUUUUGUCGGGUAACACGGUCUCUCCACCCUCAGCAAUGCCACCACAAGGACAGUGGCUUCUGGAGGUGCAUCCCUUAGGAGGUGGACAGUCACUGAAAAGCACAUAACCUCUCAAGGGCGGUAGUUUCUUCCAAAUCUAAGACUCCCUCUCCCCACCUUCCUUGCCCUGUCCUCCUGCUUCCUUUCCUCUCUUGCCUGGCAUCCUUAAAUCCCCAUUACUCAGGGGAUUUAAGCAUUUUGUUUAUUUUGUUUAUUUUUCAAGUUAGCCCACUUUUAUUAUCUGAUUCUACUGUGAAACUAUUUCAGCACAUAUGGCUCAAACGAUGCCCCCAAGUUUUCUAGGUCUCAGAAACGUGUCGGUGAGGAGGUCUAUGAUCCCUUUGAAGGGGCUAAGCUAGGAGUUAUGCCUUCACAUGAAAACUAACACAGAACUCAAACCUUGCACAGGUAGCCUUCCUAGCAAAGGUUCGAAAUAAAAGACAUUUCUCGCAGAGAUUAGAAACAGCUUAGUAAGUAAAAUACAAGGGAGUUAGCUGCUGCCUCUGAAAAUGGUAUUUCAGUGUGUAACUCAAACACCUAAAGACAGUGAUGUAGAAUACCUCACAUAUUUAAUAUCUGACAAUGCUUUUGAACAUUGAUGUUUCUUUUUAUAUAUUUUCCUAACUCAAAGGAUAUAUUAAAGCCAUAAGUGAAGAUUGUCAUGCUUUUAUUCAGAAAUCUGAAAGGAACCUUAAUUAAAACAAGGUUUUAGGGGAGGCUGAGGUAUGAAAGACAUGGGACAAUGUGGUUUUGGUUAGGGAGGACUCCAACCUGUAAAUCAAAGAUGAAAGAUCUCACUCACGUAGAAUUACAUAACUCCCCUUUGUUAUACAGUCAGACCACAUUUUUCAUACAUUUGGUUUUAUUAGGAUUACCAUUUUAAUUUUAAAGACUUUUAUUAUAUAUACAAAAUGGCUCCGAACUAGGUUUAACAUCUUAGAAAUUUGAGACACCCUUUGAAAUAAGAAAUCUGAAAUGGAAUGUAACCUGGUAUUAGGUAAAAAUUAUUUUCAUUGCAUAAGGGUUAAGUCAAUCUAGACUCAUUUGUAAUAAAUUUCUUAGUAAAUUCCGUUUUCUUUAUGUUUUAGAGAAAUUCAUGUCAUUUAAAUUUGCAGGCUCUCUCUCUCUCUCUCUCUCUCUAUCUCUCUCUCUGACUGUCUCUCUCUCUCCCUCUCUUAAUUGGAGAAAUUUUCUUAAAGAAAACCAAGGGCUCACAAUAGACCUUCUUACCUUAAACUGGAAAAAAGUUAUCAUACUUCAAAAAAAGGUACAUUCUUGUGAAACUUUAAAAUCAGCUUUAGAAUUGCGCAUUCCCAUUGUUACUCUUCAGUCCUGUUGGAUCCUGAGACAAAACAAGGCAGCAGAAAUGCAUUAAAGUGACCUGACCUCAUAAGGUGACUUGUCACCCUCAUGAAGACAAAUCACUGGGACAUCUAUAGAUUUUCAAAAUACUUAUGAAAGGGUUAACCACACACUCCCUCCAGCCUUGUGCUGAUAUACUAAGCCAUUGCGAUACAGAGCGUUAGAACACUGGGAGGGGCAGAGAGACUGUGGUGGGGACUCAUCACGAGUUAAGUGUAGUCGUUCAGAGGUGACGCGUUUGGUUACAUAUCCUCUUACCAGAUCAAGGGCGUGCCCCAAAGGGCAGAAUGAAAAUUUCAGCAUUCUUCUAAAACUGACCAGCACUUUUAAACCAAUAGUCAAACUGGUGUAGUUUUCCUCACCUACACGCUUGGGUUUCACUGUUCCCAAUGGCCCCCAGUGGACGCCAUGGAAGAAGCAAAAUGGCUCCUGAGUCUCAUUCUGACCUGCCCUUUAAAAAGAUGACCGCAGGAACUCCGUCACAGUCAAACAAAACUCACGCACAGUGAAAUAAAAUAAUGAUGUUUUGAGAAACGUGUGAGUAAAUAAUGCUGAGUUUAAAUAACAGAAACAGAGAAAUGUUGAAAAUCAGUUUUGUGUUCUAUAUGGUUUGAUGUUUUAUUUUAGGCCGAAUGAAGCAGCCCUAGUAAGGAGUUAGCAAGUACGGACACGAAUAAUAAUUUAGGCUUUGAUACUACAGGAAAAACAUUGGAAGAGAAAUAAUUUUUACAUAUUUUAGCAAAUUUGUAAUAUCCAGAUGGGAGAGAGAACUCAGAUUUUGGAGAUAUUUGUUAAAAACAAACAAACAAAAAAACCCAAAACUCAAAUUUUCUGUCCACAGUCUUAGGUACAGAAACCGUUCCUUCAGUGUUGGCUAUGACCCUCUGGGGGCAUUUUCACUCAUCUAACUGAAAACACAAAUGGCCUUGAAAACGGGGCAUCUCCUCCCACAAAAACUUCAAAAAUUGUGAGACUAGUCUCUGCUAAUGGACCAGACUUGUUUUAUUUCUAGAGGUCAGUCACAAAGCUUUGUGAAUUUACUGGGUAUCUUUACAGACUCCACACGAGAGUAAACAAAUGUGCUCCAGAGAAUCUGCUGGAAGAAAAGCCCUCUUCAUUCAGCGCUUUUAAGCUUUUUUUACAUUUUAUUUCAGCAUGUAUUACUAAGGCACUUUAUUAAAAUACUUUAUUUCUCAUUUCAGAAUCUCUCCUCUAUUUUUCUCAAUGAAAGCAGGUGUUAAAAUCUAAUCGUUCUCAUUAAAACAAAUCAGAAACAGCCAUUCUGUCAAAGCGUGACAUAGUCUUUUCUAGUCUUGUCUGUCUUAACAUUCUUUUUCUGUCUUUGGAAAUGAAAUAAUGUUCUUCUUGAGAUAGAUGGGGGGGGACACAAAUGACACACCUGUUGUGCUACUUCCAUAAAGAGGGCAUUUUCACCUCCAAAUGUAGUAAAAAGUGGACUGUCUGAGGUAGAGAACAAAGGCUCUCCAGGGUCGUCACAGCUGGCCAUUGCUGUGGUCACACAGCACCAGCCCUUCUCUGUAUCCCAAGGACACAAUUAUAUUUUGGUCUCUGGUAGAAAUCUGCACUAUUUACUGCCCUUUGACAGAAAUAUUAUAGAGGCUUCCAAUCGCUUCCUCAACACCAUCACCAAAACAUGUAAAUGUCUAUUCUGUGGCUCUGUUCCCUGGAUGGAUUUACAUAGGAAAUCAAAGGCUUGUCUCCCAGAACUAACAUCUUGGUUUUGCUUCUUACUUGAGGAAGUAGUGAGGGACGAUGUGCAAGCAGAGGCUAAAAAUUUUAAAUCAACAUGAGAAAUAUGAAUACACACACACACUCACACACACACACACACACACACACACACACACACAUAUUUGGGACUAUUGAAUUUUAUUUCUCCAAACCAAUGGCAGUACAUACAAUCUAUCAUUCCUACCUACAAUAUAUUAAGAAAUUACUGUGUUCAUUACUAACAAAUAUUUUGUGAAUAGCUCCAUCAGAGAAAUCUUAGACCAUUGAUCUGACACUGAUGGAACUUCAUUUCAAUGCUAAGACAUUAGAGUUGUUAUCAUUUCUCAAACUGUCUUGAUUCUCAAACUAGAGCAGUUAGCAAAUACAUAAUCCACUCUACAGUGCCAAUAUUCCUAAUCAGUCAUAUCCUUUCCUCCCUCUCCAUUUCCUUUGCUUGCCUGCCAAUACUAACUUGGCAUAUCUAAACAAUCAGAAUAAUCUCUGAGCUCUCUAUGCUUUGUGUUUCCCUAGAAGAAACAACCCUUUAAGUUUUCCUUCUGAGACCUCAUAAGUCAUAGUUCUCUUCAUGCACUUUAUCUAAGUCCUAGUCUAUACCUUGAUGUGUUUUCACUUGUUCCUUAUCAAGAGACACCUGACUUACCUACCCUCACCUAAAAGGACACUUAAACUAGGCUUUAUUCUAUACUUGGGGCUUGCCGCUUUCUUUUAUUAAUGGAGAAUUUUAUUUUUGUGUCAAAUACAAUUUCCACCAUUUUUGCUACUAUCCAAUUGAGUAGUGUUGAUUAUCAGGCAGGGAGGAUUGUGCACACACUCUCCAUGCCCUUUGGGAGAUGUUUUUGUGAGUCAAACCCAGAAGUACACAUGACUAUCCAAAGUAAAAAAAAAAAAAAAAAAAAAAAAAAAA
Molecule: messenger RNA, 9349 nt
Organism: Meriones unguiculatus (Mongolian gerbil)
Lineage: Eukaryota; Metazoa; Chordata; Mammalia; Rodentia; Muridae
Gene: Hdac9
Product: histone deacetylase 9
Exons: 26
Coding region: 1280-4543 (1087 amino acids)
Biological process (GO): chromatin organization; negative regulation of transcription by RNA polymerase II
Cellular component (GO): histone deacetylase complex
Molecular function (GO): histone deacetylase activity
Source: RefSeq, a predicted model, not a curated record